GAAGAGAGGAGGACUCAGUCGCGCGUGGGCGAUGGCGCUGGAGGAGGUGUGCGGCGCGCCCUUGGCCUCCAAAACCUGGGACUGGGACCCCCGGGACCACCUUCGGGUCUCCCCCAACGAGGCCGGGCACUUCGCCUUCGGGAUGAGGGAACCUCGCAUCGCUGUGCCGCCCGGGAGGCAGCCUUCAGAGUUCUUGCAGACCCACUGCGAAGGCAGUGCUGAUGGGCACCGGAUCGAGCUGGCCCACGGCACCACCACCCUGGCCUUUACAUUCCAACACGGAGUGAUUGUAGCCACCGACUCUCGGGCAUCGGCUGGCAACUACGUCUCUACUCUGCUUUUCAACAAAGUCAUUGAGAUCAACCCCUACUUGCUGGGCACCAUGUCAGGGAGUGCUGCGGACUGCCAGUACUGGGAACGCCUCCUGGCCAAGCACUGCAGACUCUAUUACCUGCGCAACAAGGAACGGAUCAGCGUCUCAGCAGCCUCCAAGCUGUUGGCCAACAUGCUGUGCGAGUACCGAGGGAUGGGCCUCUCUGUGGGCAGCAUGUUGUGCGGAUGGGACAAGAAGGGACCAGGUCUUUAUUACAUAGACAGUAACGGGGUACGCCUGAGUGGGCCCCUCUUCUCCACCGGAAGUGGAAAAACUUAUGCCUACGGAGUGCUGGACAGCGGACACCGUCCUGACCUGACUGUGGAGGAAGCCUAUGACCUUGGCCGAAAAGCCAUUUCGUAUGCCACGCACCGUGAUGCCUAUUCGGGUGGAGUGGUGAAUAUGUACCAUAUGCAGAAAGACGGCUGGAUCCGGGUCGGACGCACCGACGUCAGUGAACUGCUCUCCCAGUAUGCCGAGGCCAAGAAGUGAAACCAAACUGAGGUCCAACUGGGAAUGGCAAAUGUCAGAUGUCUGGACA
Anolis sagrei ordinatus is the source of this 914-nucleotide messenger RNA. RefSeq names its product proteasome 20S subunit beta 8 (gene PSMB8). NCBI's taxonomy places the organism in Eukaryota, Metazoa, Chordata, Lepidosauria, Squamata, Anolidae. The record is from RefSeq and is a predicted model, not a curated record. Gene Ontology annotation, cellular component: proteasome core complex. Gene Ontology annotation, molecular function: threonine-type endopeptidase activity.